UGAUCAAAGUAAUUGUGAAAGUGACCAAGAUGAAAACGAACAAAACGAUGAUAUAGCUGUUCAAGAAAGUUCCAAAAAUAAUUAUGAAAAUGAUCAAAGCGAUCAAAGUUAUCAAGUGGUGUUAUCUUCGAAUCAUGCAGAAAGGCUAAAAAUUACAAAAUCUAAAUCGAGUUUUCAAAAUUCAUGGCUUUCUGAAUUUAAAUGGCUUCAAUAUGAUAAAAUUUCUCAACGGAUGUUUUGUAAAUAUUGA
Messenger RNA from Dentiscutata erythropus, 250 nucleotides. The record is from the annotation of a GenBank genome assembly. Lineage: Eukaryota; Fungi; Glomeromycota; Glomeromycetes; Diversisporales; Gigasporaceae.